Molecule: messenger RNA, 1344 nt
Organism: Microtus oregoni (creeping vole)
Lineage: Eukaryota; Metazoa; Chordata; Mammalia; Rodentia; Cricetidae
Product: inversin-like
Exons: 14
Coding region: 1-1344 (447 amino acids)
Molecular function (GO): protein binding
Source: RefSeq, a predicted model, not a curated record
AUGCAGGAGGAUAUGGAGUAUGAUGCCCUAACCAUUCGGGCCCCUCAGCGGUCUCCCUGGUAUACCCACCUGUGGCCCGCAUGCCUGGGUCGUGGGUGCUUGGGUAGAAGACAGCAGCGAUUUCCUUUGUACCUAAUUGGGUACGAUCCCGUGGGCCGAUUACAAAGGGCGGCCAGUGUGGGUGAUGUCAAAUUAGUCGAGAGAUUGAUCAAUGCCAGUGAACACCGUGUUAACGAGUGCGACAGAAGGAGCAGGAGUUCACUGCACUACGCCUCUGCCCAUAAUCAUCCUAAUGUAGUAACAUUGCUAUUAUCCAACGACUGUACCGAUAUUAAUAUGAAGGAUGAUGAAGGUUGCACUCCCCUAAUUAAGGCCGCCCAGCGGGAUAAUGUAGAAUGCAUCUCUAUUCUCCUCAUGCACGGGGCUGAUCCCCACAUUGUAGAUGCCAAUGGCGAUGCUGCCCUCCACCACGCCAUUUGCAGAGGGAACAUACCAGUUGUCAGCAAACUGCUGGAGUAUAAUGUAGAUAUUAAAGCCAAAACAGAAUACGGGUUGACACCCUAUAAACUCGCUUUGUUUGAAAAUCAACUUAAAAUGGCGGAGUUUUUAAUUGAAAACGGUGCAGAUGCACCUUCGGAGCUUACACCAAAUAGUGGAGGAGCAGCUGCAGUAGAAUCAGAACAAGCAAUGAAAACGUGUGCCAACUCCAACAAAGGUAGUCGAAGACUAAAAGACGAGGUCUCACUCAGUGAAGGAACAAUGACAAGAGAGCCAGAGCAGAGAAAGAAAAAGUGUGUCACCUUCAACAAAGAAAUACAUUACAAUACUGAUAAGAAGCCUUUUUGCAGCGGCGUACGACCAUCUGGAGAGCUGAAAUCAAUACUUAAGAAGUCUCUUCAGAUCAGUGGAGAUAAUGGAAGAAAUCAAGACCAGAUCUCACUCGGGCUCUCUGAAAACCCUCAUGUUACAACAGAGGACAAGGCCACCAACACUACUAAGGAGGAUAUUGACAACUCUUCCUCCAGGUACACAAUCAUACAGAAACAAAUUUUGUAUUCCAAGAAGAUCGCUGCAAUGAAGAAGCGGGACCAAGAAGGUCUUAGCAAAUCAGUAAUGGACCUAAAUAGUCUGGGAGAGGCACUGCCUGAAUUCUCUAGAAAGAAAUCAUGCUUGAUGUCCUGCUCACGGCACCAGCUAUGCAGCGAAUACUCCCGUCAUGGUUUUUCCACUUUGGGCAGCAACCACAUCCUUGCUCCUCCUAACAUCGUCAAUGUGGUUGCUGCAGUUGGUGGCUUUGACGAUGCCGUGGAUAUGGAACCUAAUUUAGAAAUCCUGCACAGUUAA